AUUGUACAGUAUAGGCUUUUCGUUUAUUAUAGGGUUAGAUCUUGAGGUGAUUUGCGCAGCAAAUAAAAGCAGCUGGGGAAUAUGCGAGAGUAUAAGGCCCCCCUCGCUAUCUUCCUGUGAGAGUUCCUCAGCUUCAUAACGGUUAAGGACUGCUUUCGGUUAUUUUCCUUAAAAAUCGAAAUCACUUGAGCUUUACGCCCGUGAGGAUCUUCUCUACCCUCUCUGAAUGACUCCAGCGUUGUGGAAUACAGUAUACGGGAGUCGUAGCCAACCCAAACCCGUUCCUCUCUAUGCGUCACGUAGCCUCAGCUUCCGGUAUUUGAUCGGAAGUCGAGCUUAUCCGCGGCGCUCUAUGGAACGGCGAGAGAUGCGCCGCUCUAGCCUGCGGAAGCCUCUGUGGCGAAAAGCCUCGGAAGCGCCAGUUAAGCUUUGCAAUGGCGAUCUCCCAGAAGGAAUCCGCGUAAAUUUCUCCUCGCGAGGAGGGCGGGUUUAUUUUGGGAGAGGGUGGGAGGGUGGCGGUAUGCGAGGACUACAGCACCCAGGUUGCCCUGCGGUCGGGAUCCUGCGUCACGUGAUCUUUCCGGGGUAGUCCCCUCCGGUCCUCCCUCUCCAUCAGCUGGAAAAUGGCAGUGCUGAGCCCUGGGGAGCGCUGGGCUGAAGGUAACGAACCCUUCAAGCUGGUCGUGCCAUCGCCUCAGAGACUGGGCAGGCUGGGAUCGGCCUUAAGCAUUGAUUGAUGAGCUCAGAAGAAAUGCAUGUAAAUCAGAGGAAAUGAGAAACAACUUUGAUUACUGUGGGUGUAGUGACUGUAUGAGGAUAAAAAAGGAACAUCUCUGUGACAGUGGCAGGAGUCCAUCAGCGUCUGGGGAAGGUAGCAUGACCUACACAAAAGAACAGCUCCUUGGGGUACAAAGAAUAAAGAACAGUAAGAAUUACUAUGAGAUUCUAGGUGUUAGGAGAGAUGCCAAAGACGAAGAAUUGAAAAAAGCAUACCGAAAACUUGCCCUGAAAUUUCAUCCAGACAAGAACUGUGCUCCAGGAGCAACAGAUGCAUUUAAAGCAAUAGGCACGGCUUUUGCAGUUUUGAGCAACCCUGAAAAGAGAUUACAAUAUGAUCAAUUUGGAGAUGAACAAGAGACUUGUUAUACUAACCUGCCCAAGCAUUAUAACUAUUACAGAGAGUUUGAAGCAGACAUCACACCAGAAGAAAUAUUUAAUAUGUUUUUUGGAGGGAACUUCCCAACAGGAAAUAUCCACAUGUUUUCAAAUUCAUCAAUGGAUCCCCCAUGUUAUCAGCCACGGAACAGGCAUGAUAGGACUUGGACAGAGGAAGAAGAGGAGGAAGAAACUAGACCACAGAAUUCAUACUCUGCAUUUAUCCAGUUACUGCCAGUUUUUAUUAUAAUAGUUGUGUCAAUCGUAACUCAACUGAUGGCAACUAACCCACCCUACAGCCUCUUCUUCAAGUCGACUCUUGGGCACACAAUUGUUAGAGAAACACAGAAUCUACAGGUGCCUUACUAUGUUGAUAAAAGCUUUGAAAAUAGCUAUAAUGCCGAAGAACUCGAAGAGCUUGAAAAACACAUUGAAAAAGAUUAUAUCGAAUAUAUCCAGACUAGCUGCAGGAAAGAAAAACAACAAAAAUCGGAGCUAUCGAAUUUGGCGAAGCUGUACAGAGAUGAGCGACUGAAACAGAAAGCGGAAUCCGUAAAACUUGAGAACUGUGAAAAGCUCUCCAAUCUCAUAGGACUACAAAGGAGUCGUCAGUGGGCAGAGGCAUGAAGGGAGCGGCACUAACAGGCCACGUGUGCUAUUGGGAAGAAUUUCCUCUUGGUUCUGUUUCCCUUUUUAAAUGAAGAGGAAAAGCAUAGUGUAAAGACUUAAUACUUAGUAUCAUCAUCAUCAUCAUGUACAUGGAUCUGAAUGAACUGAGCCCUAAGAGGCAACACUUGCUGUAACAUAUACAGUAUAUUUGGUUCCAAGGCCCAGUAGUGUUUCAGUGUUCAUGAUUCCUCGGUGAUUUAAUUGCAUUCGGCAGCUGUCUUCAUCUGAUCCUUUGCUGCCAUUCGGGGGCCUUGCAGAUGUUUCCCAGCAACAUACCCCCCCUCAUGCUCACUGGUGUUGCCGUAAGCAUAGAUCCCACAAAAUCAGAUCAGUCAUUCCCUGAACGUCUUACAUUGCCAUUUCCAUGUUCCUCUGAAGCUGCUGUUUAUCAGACUUCCAGCAAAAGAGAGAAGGGACAAGAUUUGGUUUUGAUAUAUACCUACUCUGUUUCAACAGAGCUUGCAGCCUCAAGGAUGUAACCCUAUUUUUGAACAGUCUCGUAGUAAAUAGAAAAACCUGGGCUUCAUGUUUUGGUCCUCAGGGUGACCUUGGGGCAUUCAGAUUUGGGGCGUUAUGAUUUUUCUAUGUCCUCUGUCCAUGGAACAGCUACAACUGCACUCCGCUGAGUUUCAUAUACUGGGAUCUUGGAAUCUUUCAUGUAACAGGAGGUGGAAGAGUUUAUGACUGAUCACAUCAGCUUUAUUAACAGUGCUAUGGAGUUUCGUUACACAUCUUUCACCAACAGCACUAUAUAGAAAUACCUAUAUACAUGUUCAGAUUUGUAGUAGAUUCCAGCUACACUGCGAUUAUAUACCCUUACUGAAAUAACAGUUUGAAUUCCUAAGAGGUAGUAUUAAAUAAAAACUGCUUAAUUUGUAAACCCUUUUUUAAAUACAGGCAUGUUUUCUUUAUUCUGGGAAGCUAUUUCUUAUUAGAGAAGGUAUCUGAUCUCAGUCCUAAAAUGCCUGUGAAAAGAGAUUAAAUGAAAUGAAUGGAAUUUGAAUUAAUUCAACAGGUGUAGACAGCCUAUUAACACAGAAAGUUAAUUUGGCAGGAGGUUCCUGCAAAGAGUGUGGGCUUUUAUCUGUUUUGAAUAUUCUGGUUACUUGCUAAAGGGAUAUAAAUAUAUGCAGCCUAGUGACUUCCAGAAGUUUUGGUCCACAACUCACCUUGCUGAUCAUUGCCCAUGAUGACUGGGGCUGAUGAGAGUUGUAACCCAAAACACCUGGAGGGCACCGGGUUGGUGAUGGCUGGCAUGUGUUUAUCCAACAUCGUGGUUGAGGUUGCAAUCCUGCUGGAAAUAAGCUUCACUGAAACUCGGUCAGAACUUAGUGGAACUUCUGAGUCAAUGUGUACAGCUUAGCAUUGUAGUGGUCAUUUAUGACAUAAAGUGGCGCCUCCAUUGUAUUCCAGUUAAACCAGAUUGUUGAAUGAAACGCAUACAUUUUGACAUAGGUGAAUCACUGACAUAAAGGGAAGGGAUAAACUCUAACACCCAGGGACAAUUUUGUCCUACUGUGCUUGCUUGCACAGAUUCCCAGGUAACAUGUGCCAGGGAAUAUUUCUAAGUUAUAUUUUGGAGCUACUAAUGAUACUUUUAGGUAGCGUAUGACCCCAAAAUUUGGCCAAAGUUGCAAAAGGCCUCUGCUUUAUUAAUAAUAAAUUUUUUAGAAAUGAAUUGGUUGGCAAACUGAAAGAAAGCUAACACCCUGAUUUAUAUUGUAUACAAUUUAACUGAGUGUAUUAUUUGUUUGUCCCUGUUAGGCUACAAGUAAAUCUGUAGUCAAUUGUAGCAUCAGUUAAAGACUUGGUUUACCCUUAUAAUUAAAUGUACUUCAUGUGCAUGGUAUUUGAAAAGUUUACUGUUUUCUUUAACUUCACAUUGAGCACAAUCUUUUAUUUAUUUAUUUAUUUAUUUAUUUAUUUAUUUAUUGCGAUUUUGGUGAGAUUAAUUUUUCUGAAUGUAAAUAUAGCAAUAUGGUAACUGUAUAUGACUUCAUUGACUCUUGAUUGUACAGUUCAUUUUUCAUAAACCGUGUAGGCGUGUAUUGUACACCAGAUGACUAGUAAAUAAGGUUUGCUGUCCUUUAAGUCCUGAGUGAAAAAUCAGGAAAUUUAUUGGAGUGAUUAGUGGAUUUGAAGUCAACAGUUUUCUGUUGUUUUGGCCUCAGCUCUUCAGCAAUUUCACUAGGAGUAUUGCAGUGUUUGGAGAUUUCACCAUUAGUUUCGGAAACAAAAGAUUUCAGUAUGUUGGUUUUUUAAACAAAAACAAAAAAAUUCCAAAUGUAAUGCAUUAUUUAGCCAUGAAAACGACAACUUCCGCUGUGUUGUAUGGAAAUAAAAAACGAAAUAAAUGAUUAUGAUUAUCAAAGCUCACUUACAUGCAGGAGAUUAUCUUUAUUUCAAGUUGAUCUUUGUUUCACAUAGAGAUCUAUAAGCUCAGCUAACUAGCCAGGCUAGAGGCCUUGUGCCUACUGUUUCUUUCCAGUGCCUUAUCUUGUGCUAGGAGCAGCUUUACUCCCAUAUGAAAGAAGAUGUGCCUUGUUGUUCUGAGAUGUACCUUCAUCUGUUCCUUUCCCCCUCAGGUAGAAAGG
This is a messenger RNA of Zootoca vivipara (common lizard), 4418 nucleotides long. RefSeq names its product DnaJ heat shock protein family (Hsp40) member C18 (gene DNAJC18). The record is from RefSeq and is a predicted model, not a curated record. NCBI's taxonomy places the organism in Eukaryota, Metazoa, Chordata, Lepidosauria, Squamata, Lacertidae. Gene Ontology annotation, molecular function: Hsp70 protein binding. Gene Ontology annotation, cellular component: endoplasmic reticulum membrane. Gene Ontology annotation, biological process: cellular response to misfolded protein.